AAAAAGAGGCUAAGUGUAGCUUUUUAUUUAAUUUUUUCUUUGUGUAGAUUCCUUGUGAAUUUUUCUUUUCAUUCCAUGUGAGCAUUGUGUUUCGGAUUGCCUGGAACCUGGUGAGUAGUGCUGGAGGAAACUGGAAAGAGAGAGAGAGAGAGAGGUUGUGACUGGAGAAAAGAUGGCCGACUCAACAGGACACUACCCACAAGACAGUGACUACCCUCAAUUUAAAACAAAUGGUUAAUGUUCUCAACUUGAACAUAAAAAAAUAACAGCCUUGUUGGUAUUAAUAUAAAUAUAUUAAUAUUGUCAAUGACUUAAUUUUUUUUUUUUUUUCAGUCACUGAAGCAUCUUUUUUGUACAUCCUCAAACUGCACAGAAUCUCAGCUUGUCAUGUUAAUAAUACUGUUGUCAAAUCCGUGUAGCGUUAGCUAAUUUGCAAGUCUAAUUUUAAUUUUAUCCCUUCAGCCAGAUGUCUGAUUUUCAAAUUGUUUCAUGUCGACGCUUGAAAACAGAUCGCCUCGACAGACACGGUGGAGACAGUCGGGUGUGCUGGAGGAACUCCAGUUUUAAUUUUGAGUGCUGUAAAUCCUGAAACGAAUCGGUUUCCAUAUUCGUACAUAUUAAAUUUUUGAUUCACUCAUGUUUAUAGUAAAACCUAAGUGUGAUUUAAAAUGUCUUUCCAAAGCUUCUUUUCAAUUGUAUCACUUUGUUGUUUUUAAAUAACUUUCUAGGUUCAAGAACCUUUUUUUUUUUUUUUUUUUUUGCAUGAAACCAACAUUUUAAAAAUAGAUGUUACAGCUAGUUUGUUUGCUUAAAGGGCACAUGUGUUAUGUAGUCGGGCCUUUGAUGAGGGAAGCAAAUGGGCUAGUUGCAGUAUGAGUGAUGUGAGGCUAGAUGGACGUGUUUGACACUGUUGGCAUUUGCCUAUGCAAAGGAUUCAUCCACCACUUUCCUUUAUGAAGCAUUUGCAGAAACGCCAAAGGUCGGUGCUGCAUGCGCCUCACCUACCAGGUCCCAGCUUGUGACAUGACGGUUGUACGGGUCUCGCACAGUGAUGUGACUGUUCAUUGUCAUAGCUUUUUCGGGUCCUAAAGAGCUAAAGCUCUGUUCAACUUUUUAUGUGUAGUAGUUUUUCAUAUUCCGGGUUGAACAGUUUAUGUGCAACACCACUGCAGCUGAGAGGAGUAUCUGUAUUUUUUAUUUUUACUUGGUCCUCGCUGAGUCACUGCUUCCUCUAAACGCUUCAACGUUCACUUUCCAUUUCCUGGAAGCCGCCUGUUCUCUGUGUAUCCAGCAGGUGUCGCUGUUGCGCUUCACAACUUUGAGCAAACGGUUAAAAAGUUCAUGCACGUCACUCUUAUAAGGGCAGUUCCUAAACGUGCAGCGAUCUUAUGGGCGCAGUUGACGAAUAUAGUUGAUAAAAAUAGGAAUUCCCACUUAUCCAUCAGGUCAUCGGAAUUCCCACUUAUCCAUCAGGUCAUCGGAAACGGGAGCUGCGGCAUGAUGCAAUAAAUAAGCGCCAUUAAUGUCUCUGUAUGGGAAAAGCUGGCGUUGACUACUUAUAAAUAGCCAAAGUGUUUGUGAUGGAGGCUCAUUUAAAUAGUUGCAAUUUGUUUAGCAAAUUAAGUGAAACUAUUACUUAAUGGAAAAAAAUCUAUAUUCUUUUUGGUGUCACGAUCCCCUUUUGGGCUCUAAUUUAAAUAUUGAACAUCUUUAAUUUGAAUGCAGCAAUGUACCUGGUAAAGGUACCUGCUGUCCCCAUGGGGGGGUUUCCCUUCUGGGAGGUGACGUGACGUGGGGGGAUUUCCAUACCCUCAACCAGCCAAUCAGUGCGAGGCUACUGCGGAAACCAAAAAAGUGAAGCAAACUACGCUUCAGAAGUCAUCAACACAUGGAUUCAAGUCCGUCUAACGGCUCGUACGAGUUGGCAGUGAACCUCGGGGCUGGUUGUAGCCCGACUAGUCUUUACCGUAUUUACCGAAGCUGCUUUCAAACGAGAGACGCGUCUCGACACACACGAGAAGAAUAAUACCGGAUAGUAAUCCGGUUCAGAAAGAAUUUAAAGGACACGACGGCGGAGUAUAUGGUCUUUAAGGACUAUUCACAUGCGAUGAACGACAUGGACGUCUUCAACGGGACCUCUGACUCGCGAGGGCCGUCAGAAUUUGAUCUCAUUGAGGAAAUCAUCACAGAGUGGUCAGGUGCCUCCCUGCCUGGACCUCCUGACCCCCCCGCUGACCUCUACCAGAACCCCAGGAUGCGACAACAGAGCUCCUCACCGCCAUCUCAGCCCGUGCUGCUGGCCAGAGGCACUGCAUGUCAGCCAACCUGCACCUUCCCUCAGCGAGAGAUGGCUCAUUCUUCCCGGGGAGCCGGUGCCGGUUUCCCGCGGCGUGGUCGAGGCUCCUCGUGUUCGCUGGCCUCCAGGAGCUCCCAUGGCGUUUCCUCUCAGAACCACGGCGGCGAAACGGAGAUGCUGGAGCGGCUUCUGAAUAAGCCCAAGCUGGUGGUGUUGGAGGAGCCCAAGGAGAGAGGCAUGAGGUUUCGCUAUGAAUGUGAGGGACGCUCGGCCGGCAGCAUCCUGGGGGCGUCCAGCACUGAAACCAACAAGAGUCAGCCUACAAUAGAGAUUCAAGGUCCCAUUAAACACUUAAAGAGGGUCACAGUCACGGUUUCCUUGGUGACCAAAGACCCCCCACACCGGCCUCACCCCCACUGCCUUGUGGGUAAAGACUGCCCAAACGGUUCAGGGAUCUGCGUGGUCACGCUCAAUCCUCACAGCAACCGACGUCACAGCUUUACUAACCUCGGUAUCCAGUGUGUGAGGAGGAAAGAGCUGGACACUUCUCUUGAGAAGAGAAGAAACCAAAAUAUCGACCCCUUUCAAACUGGUCACACGAAGGGCAUUGAAGACAUGGACAUGAACGCUGUGCGUCUGUGUUUUCAGUGCGAGUUUGAAUGGGAAGACGGCAGAAAAGACUGUCUCAGCCCAGUGGUGUCCAACCCCAUCUAUGACAAGAAGGCCACGACUACAUCACAGCUGAAGAUCAGUCGUUUUAACCAGUACAGAGGUUCCUGCUCCGGCAAGACAGAGAUCUACAUGUUGUGUGACAAAGUGCAGAAAGAUGAUAUAGAGAUCAUCUUCAGGCGAGGGUCGUGGAAGGCGAGCGGGGAGUUUGCCCAGACAGAUGUGCACCGGCAAAUCGCCAUCGUGUUUAAGACUCCGCCCUACCAGGACCAGGACAUCACAGAGGAGGUUGAAGUCAGCGUGGUCCUGCGUCGCCUCUCAGACCAGAUGGAGAGCGAGUGUGUUACCUUCACGUACCUGCCACACAACCCAGAUCCAUAUGAGGUGAAGCGGAAGAGAAAGAUAAAGUCAGACAUCGGCUUCAGUGAGAAAGCUUGUGUGACAGCGGAGAGUGCACCUGCAGCAGAGCAACCCUUCCUCAUUCAGCAGCCUCCAACCAUGAUGUCUCCCAACGAGAGGCUUUGUGCUGCCCAGCCUGGGGCCUCGGCUUUAGGGGAUAUGUGUUACAACGAGCCCCAGGACUCAAACAAUGGCAGCGAUGCAGACAUCCUGAAUCAGUUGAAUCAGUUCGAAAUACCUGUACUAUGGGACAUGAUUGCCGACCCCAGCUUUGCCUUGUCCGUGCCCUCUAGCUUUGAGCAGGGGCCCGAUGCCAGCUCCACGUUUGCCACCCCGGAUAUGAACUUUAACCAGAACUUUGGCUCGUACACACAGGACUUUUCCCAUUUCAGCGACUUGCAGUUCAACAUGCUCGUCAACGAGAUCCAGACUCCGCAGUCAGAGGGCCAGGACAGCCCCUCCAACAUGGUUCAGGUGAAGACAGAAGAGGAGCUGUGAGGAACGAAUAGUCCGGAUCAUGAAUCGCCCUUACACUCUCUCUGUCCACUUCAAAAUAAUAUCGUUGGCACUUUGGGGAAAAAUGCUCACUGCUUUCUUGCAGAGAGUUAGAUGAGAAAAUUGGUACCACUCUCAUAUGAAAGAAUGGUUUGUUAACCCCCUUAACGCCUCUGGAUUUAGACCCAAACAAGAUUAUGUUGUCCUCAAUCCAAGACUACUGCUUCGGCUGAUUGCACUGUAAAAUGUGUUUGCCCUCUUGCUAAAUCCAUAUCUUUGUCUGGAGACCUUGCUGGUCAAGGCUUUAGCAACCAGCAGGAGAGGGUUAACAUUCCUGCAAGUGUGCUGGUAGAUGCUCACAGCACUAAUCGUCAGAUUCUCACGGUCAGCGUGGCGUUUUAAAGAGAGAGCUCAUGAACGUCUAUAUUUAACUUGGGAACAAUAGAAACCCUCCCAUGAAUUGUCUUCUAUUGUAGUAAAUGAUUAGUGAGGUAUGACUUAAAUACCUGUCAUAUAGUGUCUGUGUAAGGUCUUAUGUGCUUCAACAUGAUUUUGGGAAAGCGACCUGACUUCCUUCAAGAAGUGUAGGAUUUUAGUUUUAGCACAAAAAGUCUCAAGUAGUUUCAGAUCUGCUCUUCACAUUGUUCUUGUUCUUUGAUCACUCUCUGUUGAUGUGGCCGCUUGUUUAAUAAUUAAUCUACUUAAAGGCAAUAGAAACCAGUCCUCUUAUUUAAACUUCGUCUGUGUCAGUUCCUGCUGUUGUGCAGUUUCACUCUCGUGCUAAACAUUCGAACUUCCACUCGUAGCUCGUCACGAGUUCAACUCCGCCCGUCGCUGUAGCAUUGUAGUGUCCAUGUUUCGGGAAAUAAACUGUCUCUUUGUCUGUUA
Molecule: messenger RNA, 4747 nt
Organism: Anarrhichthys ocellatus (wolf-eel)
Lineage: Eukaryota; Metazoa; Chordata; Actinopteri; Perciformes; Anarhichadidae
Gene: relb
Product: v-rel avian reticuloendotheliosis viral oncogene homolog B
Exons: 11
Coding region: 2081-3862 (593 amino acids)
Biological process (GO): response to cytokine; innate immune response; cellular response to stress
Cellular component (GO): cytoplasm; nucleus
Molecular function (GO): DNA-binding transcription factor activity, RNA polymerase II-specific; RNA polymerase II cis-regulatory region sequence-specific DNA binding
Source: RefSeq, a predicted model, not a curated record